AUGGCAAGGGACAUUGACGUGUCGAGUUUCCAUUUGACGGUAGCGCCUUGGAAAUUACCCUCUGCUCUUCGCAAGGAUGACAGCUGGACAAAAACUCUUCACGACCGAUUCGACCACACUGAGCACCCUCUAACCACCACCACCACCACCACCACCACGCCUUUUACUUCGGGAACAGGAAGCUCGACAGCUUCUACUUCGGCUGUGGGGACAUCUACUACAACAACAGGCGAGCUUGCCCAUGUGGAAGACGUACCUGACCAUCGCCUGCAGAGGCUGCGGCUGCGUGUCUGCAUCGAGCGGAGAGCAAGAGCUUCUUCGACGCAGAGUCGACAGGUUCGUGUGGGAUAUAUGUCCACGACUACGGUGGUGCUGCUGCCGCUGCGGCGCGCGCUUCAAGUCCCUGAAGCGGCUCAUACUCUGCUCCGGGAGACGGACAAGACCUCAGGGCGGACAUGGGAAACUUGCAAGGUCCAGUAUGGGUUGAUAUAUCGCAAGCAACAAGCCCGUCUACUGGUCCCCCUACUUUACGAAUCCCGUCUCCAACCAAGAAAUAUCAGCCUGUUCUUUCUCAUGGUGUCAUCUUGCACGCGCGCUCGCCGCGGCGGACCAUCGAGUGGGACAACUAUCGACGACUUCAAGAACGCCCUGACGAAGGGCAUGCGAGGCAUCGACCCAUCGAGGUAA
Messenger RNA from Fonsecaea pedrosoi CBS 271.37, 687 nucleotides. RefSeq lists its product as uncharacterized. Bases 1 to 687 code for a protein of 228 amino acids. The transcript is spliced from 2 exons. The record is from RefSeq and is a predicted model, not a curated record. Lineage: Eukaryota; Fungi; Ascomycota; Eurotiomycetes; Chaetothyriales; Herpotrichiellaceae.